Molecule: messenger RNA, 4094 nt
Organism: Zootermopsis nevadensis
Lineage: Eukaryota; Metazoa; Arthropoda; Insecta; Blattodea; Termopsidae
Molecular function (GO): GTP binding; GTPase activity
Source: RefSeq, a predicted model, not a curated record
GCCAGGCGCCACGACGCGACACACAAGCGGGAGCUGUUCGCCACUUUACAUCUUACAAACUUCCCAAACAUCGUCAUCAACUACGUCUAAGGUGUCAAGGAUACGGAAGGUUUUCUUUUAGACUUUGAAAUGGAAAGACAGAAAUUUGAAGGAAUUUUAAAAGGAGACUAAACCGACUGUCAAAUAAAAUACACUAAGAAACAGAGCGUGUGAGUGUUAGUGUUUAUGAAAAUCGUGUAACUUAAAUCAAAGAUCCGUUCACUUCGUCCCAUCUUUUAUUCAAAUCAGUAUUGACUCUACACAAAUACAAUGACAAUUUCAGUUACAUCUGCGUAAACAAGUUAUACUGACAAUAAAUAAAAUAUUUUCUCCAUAUCUUCUCAGACAGACGUGACAAAUUUAGUCUUCAGGAAGGUCUGCAUACCAUUAUAACGUCACGAAUACAACAUGACUAGUUCCUAUGGUAUAUUUAGAGUAAUUUAGGCCACAAAUAAUCGAACAAAACGGCUGCAAGCUGUUUCAAAGACGUGAACUACAUACACGCCAAUCGUUGAUGGAUGCAUCUCUAGUCAUAUCAAAAUCUUGUUUAUAGAGAAUGCAUGUGGCACGGAGAGAACAAUCCGCCUGAUAAAUGGCGGGCAAUUUAUCAAAGAAUAACAGCGUCCAUUUCUUACAUGUCGACGUCGAAAGCUUCGGAAAGCAGCGAUUGUUUCGUUUUACUUGUAGAAUAUUCGUUGUGACUUUAGUGUUCAUAAACGUGCAAGAUAUAACGGUCAUUUCUGUUGUAGCUUUCUAAUAGACAGGUUAAAUGUAUUUUUUAGUAUUAACAUUAGACAGUAAAUAUUGGUAUACGAAAUAAAAUUAUAUCGCUAAAUUUUUUCAUAUUUAAAAUAUAUCCCUGAAAAAAUUACGUAAACCUACCAACUGGAUUAUCAAACCGAGCUCAAGAAGAAAACAAAAGUGUAUUGUUAACGAGUGGUAUUUGUAAUGUCCGACGACGUCAGGACAUGUUCCCAGGACGCCGUCUGCAUUACGACAAACAAGACUUGUCCUCAGCUAGUUGCGACGAGAAAGAACAGUUUUCAGACAGCCAAAAUGUAUCCGUUUAUCAAAAUACUUUGCUCUCUGGAAUUCAGGAAGUUAGUGUCGUUCGGCACAAGGAAGUAUUAUUCUCAGAAGGCCAUGAUGCCCAGGAAGUGGCUCAAGAGUUAUCCGGAGGUCGUGUUACUCAAGCGGUUCUUCACGAAUUACUUACUUCGUCACAAUGCCAGGAUCAAAACGUAUUCCAAACAGAUCAGGCUUACAGACAGGAUCUGCUUUCUGGAUGUCACACCAGCCAAGAUCGCGGGAUAUUUCCCGAAGACGGUGUUGCCAAAUUACCAGAUGUUAAUGCGUUUUCAGGAAAUUUUAUAUCUGAAGAGACUGUGUCUUCCGAAACUCCUGCUAACCAAACCCAGGACGAAGCAAAAUUUUCUGCAGGUGGAGACAAUGGCAGCAAUGUUGAGGACAUAAUUUCAGUAAAUCGUGAUGUCCAAGAUAUCAUUCCAAGUGGCAAUGUUACACGGCGUAUGGGACAGAACGUAUUCUCAGGAGGUCUUGCUGAUCAACAGUGCAUGUUAUCCGAAGACCACGCCCCCCGACAAUGUGUGUUUCCUGGAGACCGCACUGCUGGGCAGGAAGAAGUUCUUACAGGAAGCCGUCUCACGCAGGUUCUCGACAUCAGAACGGCCCCUCGGCAGCUCGAUAUGGAACUCGACCUCGACUACUUGGAGCGACGGGGAGAACAUGCACGAGAACCCCGCGGCCCGCCACCGGAAACGGAAGCUAGCCCCGACUCGAUGGACUUGGUGAAAGUAAUAUUAUUGGGAGCCCCUGCUGUAGGAAAGACGUCCAUCGUACAGCAGUUCGUGUGGAACGACUUCUCGGAGGAGUACCUUCCGACGGACCAGAAGCAUACGUAUUACCCUUCCGUGAUCAUCAACGAUCAUCUGUAUGAGCUCAAGAUCUCCGACAUCCCCGUGAUCCCCUACUUCCCGGUCAACUCCUACUACGAAUGGACUGACUAUCGCUUCUACGGGCUUCGCAGCGCUACUGCCUACGUCUUGGUGUUCGACCUGUCCAACGCGGACACAUUCCAGUACAUCCGGACGCUGAGAGACCAAAUGUUAGAGAGCCGAGACAUGCGAAAUGUCCCGCUCCUUGUCGUCGGUAAUAAGCAGGACUUGAUUGUGUCUUCCUCCGGUACUGGAGGAGCCUCCGGGGGAAAUGGUGCCACGGGAGGUUCGGGGGCGUCUGGCUCGGGAGGACCAACAGCGGCAAUUGCCGGAAGCAGCAGUGGCGGUGCCAGUGGCAGAGAUGUGGAUUACAGAGAGAAGAGACGUGAUAUAGUAAAUUUGGUGAAAAAGCAUUGGAAAUGUACGUAUGUGGAGUGUAGUGCUAAAUACAACUGGCGAGUAGUCGCUGUCUUCAAGGAGUUGAUGAAGGCAGUAGACUGUCUGGAGACUGGGCAGGCUAACAAGGAAGUAUGCUCUCCCAUAAUGGACAAUCUGCACGAUGCGCUUGACAGGAAUAAGUGUAGCAUACUUUGAACUUCUCCGAGAUCACAGUGUCUUGAAAACUGUUUAUGCUGCAUUAGAGAAUGCACGGACCUGGCAAUUUUAAGACCUAAACAGGGUCUCAGAUCCAAAUUCAUCAUGAUAGUACUCACCAAAGUAAUUGUUAUUAGCUACAAACCUGAUGAAUCAUGAAAAUGUGGAAGGUUACAUUCCACAACAAAGGGGAUACAAUGUAUUUCUAAUAUGUAAAUUAUUUUAUUUAAACAUCCUUCAGACAAUGAGUAAUUCAAUUAAAGAAGCUAAAUUAUCUUCCUGCAGUCUCGCAUCCCCACAUUGUUUUAAUAGACGAUUGUGGACUUCUUCUUUGUAAUAGCGUCUAGAGUUGUAGAUGGUUACCAGGGUUUCGGAGGAACUUUGGUAAAAAGAAACCUACAAGACGACACGGCGUCAUAACCAAGACCACAAUCUAUAUCUUCACCGCUGUGAGAACUUCAAACUCCAGAUGUUUUCAGUGUUCUUUGACAGAGGACAUGGGGCUGUUAACAUUCACAAUCUCCCUCCCUUCCUUUUAUCUAUUUUUCUUAGGACACGUCACUAUCACCUUUGACUUCCUGUGCAAUUUGUUACCGCGAACACUGCAGAGAUAACUGCGUUCGUUAUCAAAUGGUUAAUGAAAUUACUUUUAUUGAUGUCAGGAAAUAUAGGAAUAAAAAUUAACCUCUGUUUCGUGCAACAUGUUAAUUUGUUUACAGCUUAGGAAUGAAAACAAUGGUUGUGUUUGCAAUCACAAAAGUUAAAAAUAGGAUACAUAUUUGCGGUUAUAAUUAAUUUUCAACUACUGUGUGUAAUUUCAAGAAAGCAACAGCGUUUCAACUGAAUUUUAUUUUACUUUUAUCUAUCACAUUAAUGUGGAUAAUAUAUCUAUGAUCAAAAACUGAUUAAUAUGUGAGGUGAGGAUCUCCAUUUCAAUUACAAAAUACUUGUGAAGUAUCCCCUUCAGCCAGAAAGUAUAAAAUAUACUGUCAAACAAAUAACUCAAUUACUGUGUAUUAAAUAUAUACUAUUCAACUAACAAUAUUAUCAAGGUAAGGAGUUAAAAUUAUGUUAUAGUACGUAGUUUACCUUGGCAUUAAUCCUUAACAAUAUACAGAUUGUUAUAUCCAGAGGUUUCUAAGUAAACUGCAUUACAAUGUUGUCGAUUCUUAAGACAAUCAAAUAAUGGUGUCUAAUUAGAGAGUGUCACUGGAUAAACUGAAAACACCCGAGCAAUAUAUCGAUAAAAGUUUAGGACUUUGUUGCUUUUAUAUAACCUAUUACAAGUGUACAGUAUUCAUAUCCACAAUUAAAUAAUACAUUUAUUUGUUAUGAAUGUGAAAUUUUAAGACAUGGUCCACAACCAUUUCUCUUCAGUUCCCGUGUGGCUUGGUUGGAAAGCAAUAACAUGCAAUGUUUCAUUUGUAACGUUACCAUGCUAUUAUUUGAAUGUAUGUACAAUAACUGCAAUAAAUAAAGUAUAGAUCGGCAGUUCUUUCUAUUUUA